Messenger RNA from Onychostoma macrolepis, 3078 nucleotides. Its product is annotated as septin-1-like. The record is from RefSeq and is a predicted model, not a curated record. NCBI's taxonomy places the organism in Eukaryota, Metazoa, Chordata, Actinopteri, Cypriniformes, Cyprinidae. Gene Ontology annotation, molecular function: GTP binding. The transcript has 2 exons. The coding region runs from base 26 to 943 and encodes 305 amino acids.
UUACAAACCUCGUAAGGUCAUUCUGAUGGUUGGAGAAACGGGUACAGGGAAGACCAGUCUCAUCAAUGCAAUGAUCAAUUACAUCCUGGGUGUUAGAUGGGAACACAAGAUUUGGCUGGAGGUAGCCGAGGUAUCUGAAAACCAAACUGAGUCUCAGACAACAGCAGUGACUGUUUAUGAGGUUUUUCCAAAGGGCAGUCCAUUCUCUCUCACCAUUAUCGACACACCUGGGCAGGGUGACACACGUGGCCUUGACAAAGACAAACUCGUUCCUGAAAUUUUGCAGCUGUUAUUCAGAUCUGAGGAUGGCAUUCAUGACAUUGAUGCCGUGUGUCUCGUGCUGAAGGCAACAGAUGCUCGGCUCCAUGAAAGACAGCUGUAUAUUUUGGAUGAAGUUCUGUCAUUAUUUGGAAAGGACAUAGAAAACACAUCACUAUACUCAUCACAAAUGCUCAUAAAACCGUUCGAAAAAGCCCUUGAUUGCAUCAAAGUAGCCAAAAUUCCAUGUGCAAAAACAACGAACGGUCAGCCUGUUUAUUUUAAAUUUAACAACUGUCAAAGUGAUUCCUAUGAUGAGGAAGACAGAGAGAAUUACAAAGACUUAUGGGAUAGUGGAAUUGAAAACUUCCAGCAGUUCUUUGCCUAUCUGAAUGGGAUACCCCCCAAAAGCUUAAACAUGACUGAAGGUGUGCUUAGAGCCCGGAAACAGCUGGAUGCCAAUGUCAACAACUUAAAGGACAGAAUCAAACUGCCUGAGAAGAUCAGGCUUGUGGAAGAGUGUUACCAGUGUUUCGAGAAAUUAUUGGAGACGGCAUUAAAAUCGACAUCCAUGUCCUCGAUUCAACAUCUGGACUUCAUGAUUGAGAAGAUGAAAGAAACCGGGAAACAGGAACGAGUUCUGAAACUUGAGGAACUUAAGAGAAGGGCACAGGAGAGAAAAUAAAGGAUUGAUUGGGAAAUUAUACCAACGAAUGAACCCAUGGAAAUAAUCUGCCAAAUAAAGCAAAUAACACGAAGAGAAUAAUGAAAAAUUUGAAGAAAUUCAAACAAUAAAUGCCGCUUUGAUGCUCUUUGAUGUGGCACGACAGAUCCCUGUAUGGACGCCUUAGUUCAAAUGGCAGCAUGGAGAGCCAGUGAAUGCAAUCAUCAGUUCCUCUUUUCUACCAGUUAUAAAAUUAAAUUGAUAUGAAUGAACAUCUCAUCAGUAUUUAAACCGCUGUAAGAUGUCAAUAAAACAGCUUGCAAACAAUGUCACCAGGAGUUAAAUUGGGAUUUGUUAUGGGGGGGGGUAUGGAGUUUGGAGUUUCUACAGACAUCGGUCCCAAAUCGUUGUAUUUUAGAAAAAUAUUAAAUGGCAAACUGUACGUGGCGCGGCAUGAUUUUGAAAAGCUGUUGUGUGCUAAGAAUAGACUUGAUAAUUUAUGAUAAUUUAUUAAUCAUAACCUGCCAAAUGGGUUAGUGAUUUGAUGUGGGUUACCCACCUGACUUCACUGGAGCUAUAAUAAUCUAUAAUCUCUGAAAAUAUUGGCCUGACACUUUUGGGGGCUCUGUCAGCUAGCUAUACUGUUGGCUAAUCAAAUCUACAACGGGCUUAGCUAACGUUACGUAUUUAGAUGGAAGAGCAUGAGAAGAGAGAAUAGUUGAGUUCACUCGUCACUGAGUUUAAGAUGUUAAAUUAGUUAUCUUACCCAGUAAACGACCUGUGGCUCGCCAUGAUAUGACCUCGCUCGCUCUUCUGUCAGACUGGCGGCGGCAGAGGCGGGGAUUCUGGGGAAAUAUAGUGGGCAUGGUCGACCUGUGACUUCAAUCGAGUGUGACCAAUAGAAAAAGGCCUUUCAUCCUGGUGGGUAGAGACCGUACUUAAGACACAGCUUCACUCGCAAGCAAAACUUUUCAACUCGCAAACAAAAGUUUUAGACCUGCAAAAAAGACGGCAGAAAAGAGAGCAACAUUUGUGGUUUCGUGAUGAAAAGUGUUUGAAGUGCACAAAGAAAAAUAUGAUUUUUCAAAGACUUACACGCACUGCAAAUUAUUUUGUUUUCAAUUUCUUUAUUUUUGAGCCAUAAGAAGCCUUUUUUGCUAACUUUUAAUUUUUAAUUACAAAAUAAUUAAUUUUUUUCUCAAACACAGUAUGUUUGAUUGAAUAAAAAAAAGACACAAAAUAAACUCCAUACUUUUUCUAUUCCUCUUGUUUUACAAUAGUGCAAGCUAAAACAUAUACACACAUAGUGUAUUCGGAGACUCAAAGCACUGGGGUGGGGGACCAAGAUCCUUUCCUCCUUAAGUCUUCCAAGGACACAUAGUAAUUCCCCCUACAAGGCUGGACCUAUAGUCCUGUUACAUACAGAUAUCAAUAUUUUACGUGUGGCAUCGAUGCAUCGUAUUGUCAGACAUUGUAUCGAUCCAUAUCGAUGAAUCGUUACACCCUACUUAUUAGUAUGACUGAAUUUGAUAAUUGAAGCUCAGAAGCAAAGACAUUGCCUCCCCUUGGAAUUGUAAGGUUCUAUCUGACAUUUUUGUCAAAAUUGAGUUAUUCACAUAUUCUUAUUAUGUGACGUUUUUUUAAGUUUUGUACAUUUUAGGACUUUUUAUUAAGAAAACAAAAAGGUUCUACCUACAAAGUCGAACUCUAACUUGGUUCUAUAAGGUUCUAUCUGUGAAUCAGCCAAUCAGCACUUCAAAUGCUGAGAACCAAUCAGGAUCAACGUUCUUUGUCAUGUCACUGGACUGCUCCAUAACAGCAGGAAGGAUUAAACAUUAGACAACAAUAAUUACGUGUCUGCAUAAUCAAUACGUGCAAUUCACCUUUAUUCCACAAAGUGGCACUGUUUACAACAUAAUGAUGACAUGAGUUUUCACUCAUAAUUAGCGCAUGCAUGAAACAAAUAAUCAUCUGCAAAAAUUGAACUGGCUUGAAUGGCUUUACUGCAGAGCUACUGCACAUAAUGAAAUAUGAGUGUCACUGUCGUUUGAUGGUGGAUGUGGUGAAUAGCGGUCAAAAUGUUGUUUUUGAAGAUGCUGAAAAUGAUAGUUUUGAGAAUAUAUUGAGAUCGUGAAUAUGAGCCAGAUGCUGAACAU